Gopherus flavomarginatus (Mexican gopher tortoise) is the source of this 511-nucleotide messenger RNA. RefSeq names its product zinc finger protein 558-like. Bases 119 to 511 code for a protein of 130 amino acids. The record is from RefSeq and is a predicted model, not a curated record. The transcript has 5 exons. Lineage: Eukaryota; Metazoa; Chordata; Testudines; Testudinidae. Gene Ontology annotation, biological process: regulation of DNA-templated transcription.
GCUGAACAGCUGCUUCCUGGUUCUCCACGUGCUGCCAGCAGCGCUGGAGCUGCCCGAGCCGCUGUUCUCAGCUGCAGCCAGGAUCUGCCCCCGGCCCCGCUGGGAUCCAGGCUGCAGAAUGUUUUGCUCCAGCUCAUCCCAGCCUGGCGUGGGACAGGGAAGAGAAAUGGCUGCAGUGGAGUCAGUCCAGGGGCUGGUGACCUUCAAGGAGAUGGCUAUGUAUUUCACCAGGGAAGAGUGGGCUCUGCUGGACCCCACUCAGAGAGCCCUCUACUGGGAUGUCAUGCAGGAGAACUAUGAGACUGUGACCUCGCUGGGCCAGAGAAUAACAUCCAUGUUUCGCUGCAGAUCAUCUCGUCCUCCCAGGGGCAAGGAAAUGGCUGCAAUGGAGCUGGCUCAGGGGCCGGUGACCUUCGAGGAGGUGGCUGUGUAUUUCUCCAGGGAAGAGGGGACUCUGCUGGACCCCACUCAGAGAGCCCUCUACAGAGAUGUCAUGCAGGGGAAACUAUGA